Centruroides sculpturatus (bark scorpion) is the source of this 3211-nucleotide messenger RNA. Its product is annotated as ALK tyrosine kinase receptor-like. Lineage: Eukaryota; Metazoa; Arthropoda; Arachnida; Scorpiones; Buthidae. Gene Ontology annotation, molecular function: transmembrane receptor protein tyrosine kinase activity; ATP binding. The transcript is spliced from 19 exons. Gene Ontology annotation, biological process: cell surface receptor protein tyrosine kinase signaling pathway; positive regulation of kinase activity; multicellular organism development. The coding region runs from base 97 to 2892 and encodes 931 amino acids. The record is from RefSeq and is a predicted model, not a curated record. Gene Ontology annotation, cellular component: signaling receptor complex; membrane.
CCGUUAUGAACAGACAAUACACGCUUUUAAAGUUACGUAAAUAAAAUUUUUAUUGAAUGUCGACUGACAGUCAAAAUUUAAUAAAUAAGUAAAUAAAUGUUCAUAAUUCAAGUGUGUUCAAGUGUAUACACGUUUUUUGCAGAAUCUGUUAAGAGUUCAACUGCUAAACCCGAGCAUAAAGGUUACCAUUUUACACCCUGUGGUAAGAAUGGAACCACGGGUCCUACUAGACAAAUGUGUUACGAGCAUUACAAAGGUACAAACACCGAAGUAGGCAUGAGAGCUGAUAGGUUACCAAUGGCUGGUAUACAAGAAUGGAUUGUACCACACACAGGCGUAUACACGGUGACAGCUAAAGGAGCAGGGGGAGGGAGAGGUCUAAAGAAUAAGUAUAGGAGCCGUGGUAGCGUGGCACGUGCCACUUUUCACUGGAGUAAAGGAGAAGUUAUUUUCAUACUAGUUGGACAGCAAGGAGUAGGACCCUGCAUGUCGACAGAUAACGUCUGUCCAAGAAUGAGGAAAAAAAGGGCAGGUUUGGAUGGGCUGAAGCAAGCAAUGAAAAGGUUAUCCAACGUCGAUAUCGGAGGAGGAGGUGGAGGAGGCACUUUCAUUUUUAAGAAAAACCCUAAAAAUAAUAAUCCAAUGCCUCUUCUGAUUGCCGGAGGAGGUGGUGGAUCAUCUAGUGACUUGAGACCAAACGGUGGUGUCGAUCCCAACGGGCGUGGAUACAACUCUUCUUUGCUAGCUGGAAAUGGAAUGUCGUCACCCAAAGGAGCAGGGGGAGGUGGAGGAUGGAAUGAUACUAAUUCCGAGACGUCAGCUGGUCAGUCGUUGCUUCAGGGUGGAUAUGGAGGAAAUAUUUGUAGUAUGUUACACUCUAUCAGCGAAUCUUACGGUGGAUUUGGUGGUGGAGGUGGUCCUUGUGCUUCCGGUGGUGGUGGUGGAGGAUAUAGAGGAGGAGAUGCUCCAACUUCUGAUAAUCCUUAUACAAAUGGACAGGGUGGUACUUCUUUUUUCAUGGAUAGUGCACUGUAUCCUUAUGUUGAACCAGGAGUCAACGAAGGAGAUGGCUCCGUGGAUAUACUUCCAGCUGAACCGGGUUGUGGUUGUCAAUAUUUAUGUAUUAUUCUCGAGUCGGACAAUUCGACACAUUGCAUCUGUCCAGAAGGUCAAAGCCUAGAGAAAAAUGGAAAGAGUUGUAAAGCAUUCGUUCCCACCACAAAUCUUAGAGAUAGCCAUUAUAUAUCCGUUCAACAUGUCAUCAUGAUAGUCUUUUCAAUGGUCGUCGCAGUGGUACUCAUUGCAUCUUCAGUAUAUAUGGGUGUCACGCGCUAUAAGAAAAAACAAUCACGCGAUAUGAGCCACGAACCUCUCAAUAAUGCUGAAGUCCAGCUUAAUCGUCUAAGACAAGUCGGAGGAAUGGUAACCGAAUAUAAUCCAAAUUACGAAUUCGGUGGUAGUACUUGCACCAUUCAAGACUUGCCACAUGUGCCAAGAGAAAAUUUAACUCUUGUCAAGGUUUUGGGCCAAGGUGCUUUUGGUGAAGUUUAUCGAGGUUAUUUAACAGAUAGAUCGAGCGGAACUGAAACACCUGUAGCAGUCAAGACUUUGCCCGAGUUGUCUUCUAGUCAGGCAGAAAUGGAUUUCUUGAUGGAAGCAUUAAUACUAAGUAAGUUCAAUCACCCGAAUAUCGUCCGGUUUCUUGGUGUUUGCUUCGAAAAGUUGCCACGUUUCAUCGUCUUGGAGCUCCUACCAGGAGGUGAUCUGAAAACGUUCUUGAGAGAAUCCAGACCCAAGCCACACAAGCCGAGCAACCUCACUAUGACUGAUCUGCUGAACGUUGCCAUGGAUGUCGCCAAAGGAUGUCAGUAUUUGGAAGAGAAUCAUUUCAUUCAUAGAGAUAUCGCCGCUAGGAAUUGCCUGUUGACUACCAAAACUUCAGACAGAGUGGUCAAAAUAGCAGAUUUUGGUAUGGCAAGGGAUAUAUAUAGAGCGGAUUAUUAUAGAAAAGGAGGUAAAGCCAUGUUGCCAGUUAAAUGGAUGCCCCCUGAAGCCUUUCUGGAUGGAAUUUUUACUACAAAAACUGAUGUCUGGUCAUUUGGCGUAUUGUUGUGGGAAAUCAUGUCAUUAGGUUAUAUGCCAUAUCCCGGUUGGGGCAAUCAAGAAGUGAUGCAAUUGGUAACAUCAGGAGGAAGAUUGGAUCCACCUAACAAUUGUCCUAAUCAAAUCUACCACAUUAUGAUGCGAUGCUGGCAUCCGAUACCCGAAGAAAGGCCAAAUUUUGCUACAAUUAUAGAACGUUUGGGAUAUUGUCUGCAGGAUCCUGAUGUCAUCAGAGCACCUCUGCCCAUCUUCCACAGGCCUCCUUCUAUGGAGAGAGAUGCCACCGUCAUGAGGCCACCCGAUUCUGAAAAUUCGUGUUUACAGAUACAAAGGCACGAGAUCGUCUCUCCAGGUUCAGAGGAUUACUUGAUCCCCAUGCCAUCUUCCAAUUACAGUUUGGCUACCGACAAUACCGAAAUUCAAUCCUCGCCUAGUCUUGGCUCCAUCGAUCAACUGCUCGAAUUAGACGAGAGUAAUAGCUCAAAACGUAAACAAGAAACGGAACGUGCUACUAGAGAAACAAAUCUGUCUCAACCACCUUUCGACAAGAAAGGAUAUAAAGCAGUCCCUACCAAAGAUAACCGUGGGGGUCUUUCCAGUUCUGAAAGUCUAGAAGCCCUACCAGUGGCACCGAGUGUGGACUCUCAAGCCGAUUUGGCACUCAACGUGGAGGCUUUACAACGGCAAACGGCCAAUCAGCCCAUGCGUUACAUCAACGUCGAAGUCAAUCGGGACAAACAAUCGAGUCCAGCGUACGAUGGUGUGGAAGGUGUCAAUCCAGUAGCAUAAAAUCGAAAGAAAAAAAAUUGUAUAUAUUGGAAAAAAAUAAGUACUGUACAUGUAGAGAAAACUUUGUACAUCUCUUUCUCUUCGGUCUCUGUGCACUUUUUAGUCGUGUCUUCUUCACCUUUGUCGUGUCUGGUAAUUGGUUCUUCUUAAUUUUUAAAAUCUUGUAUGAUUACAUUCCUAAAAGUUGAAAGAAAUACGGGAACGUUCAAUAAAGUGUCUGUCCGAAACGUUGUCGAUUAUCUUCUAUUGUUUCAAAGACAAAUUCCGUACGUAGAACCGAUAUAAAUAUCAAUAAAUAAAAAAUUUCAUAUCCAUAAAA